AUGGGAAGAUCUCCAGCUUCUUCUUGUCUCCGUAUCAUCGCUUGCUCCGGUGGUGAUGAUGCUACCGAACCUACUGCUAACAACGCCUUCAACGAGAACAAGAGCUCUGGUGAUAAGCGUGGAUGGAGUUUCAGGAAGAAAUCUGGGAAACAACGAGGGUUAAUCACUAGUGUAGUCUCUGAAACUACUCCUCCUUCAAGGACAAGAGAAACUCUUGAAUCUGCUCUACUUAAAUCCCCAUCUCCUGACCAUAACAAUGUCUCUGAUGACAAGAAGAGCCAAUUACCUCAUGUUACCUAUGUGGUGGAUGAGAAAAAAACUCGGUCUCCUGAGGACAAACCGGAGUUGUCGGUGGUGGAGGAACAGAUUGACCAUGGAACUGAGGCGCCUGUUCUUGUGGAAUCAAAAGGGACUGAGACUGAGGAUGUUGGAAACGAAUCUCAAGUUAAAUCAGAAGGACCUAUAGCUGUUGAUGCAUCUGCGAUAGAGAAAGACAUCACUCCCGAGGUUGAAAUUGUUAGUAAGGUUGAACUGGACGAAUCUGAAACCGAUGAUGUGAUCGAAAUCAGAAAAGAGAAUGAUGAAGAAGAAGUUAAAGAGAAGUUGGAUGAGUCUGUCAUCAUUAUCAUCCAAGCUGCCAUACGCCGUUUUUUGGCGCGAAGAGAACUUGUGAGGCGCAAGAAAGUUGUUAAACUUCAAGCUGCAGUUCGUGGCCACCUGGUUAGGAACCAGGCCAUGGGAUCACUGCGUUGUGUGCAAGCUAUUGUCAAAAUGCAGACUCUAGUUCGUGCUCGUCAUUCCUCUAAAGAUGGUAGCCGUGUUUCAGCAAACUCGGAUAAGGCGGAAACAAAUGCAUCUGCACAAAAACUUCUCGAAAAUAAGUUUGCUAAGCAUCUAAUGGAGUCAACUCCUAAGUCGAAACCUAUCAGCAUUAAGUGUGAUCCAACAAAGCCUAGUUCUGCUUGGAACUGGUUGGAGAGGUGGAUGUCUGUUUCAAAACCUGAGAAGACUUCAAAAGCAGAUUUGGCAACGGAAGAGCAACAGUUUGAAGAAGCUCAGAAUAUCAAAGUGUCAUCUGAAGUUGACUUGGUGAACUCUGACCCAACGUUAGAGACCGAGACUGAAACUGAUUUCUCAAGCUAUGGAGCAAGUAAGGUAGAAGCUCAUCAUGUGGAGUUAUCGGAGACAGAGAAAAUGAGCCAAUAUGAUUCACCAGAAGCAUCUGCCGAAGUUGAUCACGACUUGAUCCAGUCUCAUCCACUUGCUGCUAAGGAUCCAGAUUCUUUGCUUGAAGAGUCUGAAUAUGUGGAUGAACAGCCUAAACCUUCUCUGAAGCGCAAGGCUAGCAAUCCUUCUUUCAUUGCUGCACAGUCAAAGUUUGAGGAGCUAACUUCAUAUCCAAACAAAGCAAUGACUCUGUCUUCUAAAGAUGGUGUUUUGGGUGAAGAAGGCAAAACAGAUACGGAUUUUUUAGAGGCUGACACUACGAAUACUAAAAGAGGUCACUUUGUGGAAGAUGUUGCUCAAGCUGAGCUCGGUGGAUCUGAGUGUGGCACCGAACUCUCUGUAACUUCUUCUCUUGAUACACUGGACAAGAAGUCAGACGCUGAGGGUGCAGAGCCCAAGGUUGAGGCUAAGCUUUUAGAGGAUGACACCCUGAAAACCGACCAAGCUGAGUUGAUAGAAAUUGAUGUCAAAGAUGAAACUCCACCGAGCACUGUAGAGGACCCAAAGGAGAAAGUUGAGAAUGUCGAGGAUGAAGUUGAAAUCUCCGCGACACAGCAUGAAUCGGUAAUUAGUACACCAGAUUCUAAGAAGAGACAGGCAGAAGGUGAGUUAGAGCCUCAAGCUUACCAGUUAUCUCAGGAAGCUUCAACUCCGAUGACAAUCACUGAAUCUCAGGCAACACCGUCCAGUCAAGCAUCUUCUUCAGUUAAAGCAAGAAAGGGAAAAUCCGAAAAGAGUGGUUCGAGCCAAAAGCGGAAAGUUAGCAAGAAAAUAACAUCAAGCCCGAAACAGGAAACUGGUACCGGUGAGACUAAUACUACAGAACAAGAAGAAGGGAAAGAACAGAAAAGCGGGAGAAGAAAAUCUUUCGGGCUUGAUCAAGAAGCAAGAGAUAGCAGUGGAGGCAAGAACUCUCUUCCUCGGUUCAUGCAGCCAACACAGUCGGCGAAAGCUAAGGUUCAAGAACAUAACUCACCAAGAUCAAGCCCUGACCUUCAAGAAAGAGAAGUUGCAGCCAAGAAGAGACAUUCAUUGCCUGUUGCUGCCAAUGGGAAACAAGGUUCUCCUAGAAUUCAACGGUCUGCGUCUCAAGCACAACAAGGAACUAAAGACAAGUCCUUAACUCUAGUUUCAGACACAACCAAAGUGAGAGAAGUGCAGAGGAAGAGCGAAGAGUGGAGGAUAUAG
Messenger RNA from Arabis nemorensis, 2415 nucleotides. Lineage: Eukaryota; Viridiplantae; Streptophyta; Magnoliopsida; Brassicales; Brassicaceae. The record is from the annotation of a GenBank genome assembly.